AUGCGUCUGGAGCACAUGUGGGCUUUUCCAUCUUUUUCCAUACUGUCGUCUCAUACGACUUUCAGGAUCAAGAGAUUCCUGGCCAAGAAAGAAAGGCAUAGUGGGCCCAUUCCCCAGUGGAUUCGAAUGAAAACCGGUGAUAACAUCAGAUACAACUCCAAGAGAGGACAUUGGAGAAGAACCAAGCUGGAUCUGUAA
Molecule: messenger RNA, 198 nt
Organism: Echinops telfairi (small Madagascar hedgehog)
Lineage: Eukaryota; Metazoa; Chordata; Mammalia; Afrosoricida; Tenrecidae
Product: 60S ribosomal protein L39-like
Exons: 2
Coding region: 1-198 (65 amino acids)
Biological process (GO): translation
Cellular component (GO): cytosolic large ribosomal subunit; ribosome
Molecular function (GO): structural constituent of ribosome
Source: RefSeq, a predicted model, not a curated record